Adineta ricciae is the source of this 3078-nucleotide messenger RNA. Lineage: Eukaryota; Metazoa; Rotifera; Eurotatoria; Adinetida; Adinetidae. The record is from the annotation of a GenBank genome assembly.
AUGUACCACAAUUGUGAGACAAACUAUCAAUCAGAUCGACAGCACUCGCAUGUUUGCAGAUACGGUGGCUUCUGUUUCAAAUUUCAUGAUCAAGAGCAUGUAAGAACUGAAAGUCAUCCGUUUUUAACACCGUGCCCUUUAACUCCAUAUCAAUGUGAACUUCAUAAUCAAUUUUUACAGCGGAAUGAUUCACAAGCACCUGAUAGCACCGUCGAAUCCCAUUGUGAUCAAUUUUCACAUGUUUGUCCAUGGGGAAUGCAAUGUAAUGAUCGGACAAACACACAUCAACAAACGUCAAUUCAUAUAUUCCGAAGAAUCUGUCCAUAUUUUAAUCGUUGUCCGCUACUCACUAAUGAAGCACAUCUCAAUACUUUCACACACAUUGGCGUACGAGACGUUCGUUUGAUAUGUCCAUCGAACGGUAUUGCAUGUCCGGAGCGAACGAAUCCAAAACACACGAUCUUAUAUCGACAUAACGCGAAUAAUGAUUACCUAGGUGUUGUUCUCUAUUCAGGAUUGAACGACCAGAUUAACUUCUGUCGAAAUCAAGAGGAACUACUCAAAACUGUAAAUAAAUACAUUAGAUCUAACCGAUGGAGCAAAGGUUAUAUUACAGCUGAUAUUAUCAACUGGAUUCGUGUUCUCCAACCAAUACAUCGGUGUGGACAAGAUGUUUUCGAAUCUAUUCUUUCACACGGUCAUGUGAUGAGUCAUCAUCAGAUGACAUUAUUGAGAUACAGCCAUUUCAUAUCUCACAUUACUCAACAGCAUCCUGAGGUUCGAAGAAUAACUCGACAUCGAAGGAAUUCGUCAACAGAAGUGCAUAUAUGUGACUUUAUUAGAGAACUUGUUGACAUCGGAUUGAAUCGACGAGAAAUAAAGCUUAGUGCACAAGCGUUCGUUUUGGUAGAAGAAAAACUCGACACAGAAUCAUCAUUAGAAGAUUACGUCUUAAAUGAUUUACUUAUUCCAGACAGUCGAUUGCAUGAUCUUAUGCAAAAAUCGUCUCUUACUCCCAAUGAAAUUCGAGUAAUUUGCCAAUACAUACAUGGCAUCAUUCAGACUUCUGCUCAAUUGGAUGUUAAUCCAACAGGAAUCGGUUAUUCGGUUGAUAAUUCGUUAAAUACAGAUAAACAAAUAUUUACAGUUGUAGGACCACAUCUUGGUCACUAUUACGGAGAUAUUCUUCUCGUGUUUAAGCGAGAAAUCAUGCUUCAUCCUGAUUCACAUAUGUCCAUUCAAGCGGCAACUACGUUUGGUCCGAGUAUGAAUGCAUAUCGAUUCCGACCAUGGUUAAUCGAUCCCAAAACGCCAGCAAAUCGUAUUCAACAAUACCAUAACACAAAACUACAUUGUUCUAUUCCAGGUUAUGAACGUACAGCAGCAACAGAAUUGAUUGCUUUGACCGGCUUGAGAAAAAGAACGAUGAAUAUUGAUCUUAACUCAAUCAAGAACCAUUGGAUGAAGAUCGAUUCACACGAAAUUUUCGAAGGAAAUCUACCGCAACUGAUUCCUUUAGAUUAUAUCGAUCAUAUUUAUAUGCCUAGAAAUGUAUUUCAGUCUUUGUCAUCAAGAGCGCAAUCUGCUGCUCAAAAAAUGUUUGGAAAAUCAUUAACAAUAACCGAUCAUCUCGUCGAUUUAGACUAUGAUCUACGCGGACUAGAUACUGAACUGGAUGUUACACGCAUACCUUAUCAAGAAUAUGUGAUCAAUGAAAUAAAUUCAACAUUAAAUCGUAUGGUGGAUGAAGCAUCUUUCUUACAAGGCACAAUGAUAACUUUACCACCCAGUCACUUCAAAGGAUAUGUCAUGUUACCCAUCACGAUUUCUCAAUCGUUUUACAAUUAUCAUCGCACUAAUAAGAAGAAUGUUGAAGAUGAUAAUAAGCAAACUUCCAUUUGGAUUUAUUGGGAAGCUAUGCACGGUGAUAUGAUGGUAACUAUAUCAAAUUCACCGAUCAUUGCUGGUCGUCGUCAAGAAUACAUCCGAUGUCUGACUUGUUAUGUUGCUGUAAUGCCAUCAAACGAUUCAGACAACUCUCAGAAAUCGUUCACGUACUUGACGGCCGGUUCUUUAAUCGAUCAUCAAGAGGUUAUAGACGAAAAUCGAUUCAACGCAAGUUCAAAUACAUUUCAUUAUGGUUGUAAUGCAAACGAUUAUGUUGGCUACUGCCUGAAAAUCAAUCGACAGACAGGAGAUGUGACUUUAUCAUAUGCAGGUUCGAAUAAAGUUUAUAAUCGUGAAAUAAUCAAAUGUCAACUUGGUAGUCAGCUGAAUUUAUCGAAACUUGAGUAUGUUCAUAUUAGUGCUGGAAGACAAACUGUACCUGUUAGAAAUAUGAUUAUUCGGCAUGAACCAUUACACGAAUGGUACCAAUACUACGAUGCUGUGAAUUCGAUUCAGUCUGUAAGCUAUCCGACUGUUGAGCAGUCAUCACACUGGAUUUCUACGACGCUUGAUCUCGUUAUUCAUCAUCCACAGUUAAUUUCUGUAUUAAUCUCUAUGUUUUACGAAAGUAUUCAGUUUUUAUGCGAUGAAAAUUAUCGUAUCGAUUCUGAUACAUAUGUACGGAAUUCAGUGAGUCGUUAUGAUCUAUUGAUUGUAGCUAAAAUCGCAGAACGUAUGACAACAUAUUUUUGUGAAUGUGUCAACGAAUGUGAAUACAAACGUGAAUUUAAGUAUGCUCUCUAUCGUAUGAGCAAACUUGAAGACUCAGAUGGUCGUAUUGCAUGCAUUACUAUUUUAUGUGCAUUUGGCGAAUUAACUGUUCAACUAAUUGAAAUAUUAGUUGAAUAUACUCUCAAUGAUUCUUGUUCAGAAGAAGUCAGCUACAGCUAUUUGAGUAUGAUUCGUACAGUUGAAACAGAUGGACCACUGGAAAGGAUACUGUACUAUCUUAAAUCUAGUUCAACGGAUAUUCGCGAUGCAGCAUCGAAUCUACUGACUCAUUUGACUCGGACAUCCGUCAUUCAGAUGGAUACUGUAGGUGUUGAAAUAGCUCAAAUAAUCAAUAAUUGCGUAACAAGUAAACAGAGUCAUAUUAAUUCGAAAAAAAACGGACAACCGUCCCAAGGUUGA